CGCAGCCGCGAAUAACCGGUAACUGUCCGAUUGUUUCGAUCACCGGCACACACCGCCGCUCCUCAGGGGUCUGUUUGCCUCUAUGACCAACGGAAGAGUUACUAGCGGCUCACGCUGGUAAAACGCUUGACGGACACUCACGAAACCAACCAAUCAGAAGCCAGAACGCCGCCGCGUGCGUAAUUUGAACGGCAGAAACUCACAGCUAACCCUUGACUGUCAACGCAGCGAGUGAAGUGAACCGAGAGCCUGACUGAAAAGACGGUUUUUAGGGAGACAACUUUGCGGAGCGACAUGAGAAGAAGUGAGCUGCUGGCUGCAGAAGCUGUGUCCUGCCUGAACAAGGCGCUGAGCCGCCUGAAGGACAUCUGGGAGGAGAUCGGCAUUCCGGAGGAGCAAAGGCUCCAAAGGACCAACAUGGUCAAGAGCCACAUAAAAAACCUGCUGGAAAUGAUGAUUGAGGAAGAGGAGGCUUUGAGGAAGAGGCUCAUGCACAGCAUUCACAAAUGCAAAGCAGAGAUGCAGAGGCUCUGCUUGGAGCUCCAGCUGCCGGUUUUUCAGGAGGAAGAGGGCCUCAGCAUUCUCCAGCAGGAGAAGAACAUCCGCACCGAGGUGGAAGCCCUGAUGAAGGAGAAGGGUCAACGGAUGCAACAGCUCCAGGACCUGCUGCAUCAAGAACAGGACUUGUGUGAUAUUUUAGUCUGCAAGCCCUAUGGCCUCACCUCAGACUCGAUUCCCACUCGGGAACAGUUGGAGAGCUUUAGGCAGUACAUCGCCCUCCAAAAUGCAGAAAAGGCCCAACGACACGCUGAGUUCAGAGAGCUAAAGAAGGAAAUUAUCCUGUGUAUGGAGGAGCUGGACCACAUCCCAGAGACCAGCUUUGAGAAAGACGUGGUCUACGAAGACGAGGACUCCUUCUGCCUGUCCAGAGACAACGCCACAUCCCUGAGGCUGCUGCUCCAUCAGCUGCAGGAGCGGAGGGUAGAGCAAGAGGGGAAAUGCGAGGCUCACAGGGAGAAGAUUCAGCAGAUGUGGGAGCUCCUGCAGGUUUCUACCGAGGACCGUGAGGCCUUAAGCAAGCACAUGGUCACAUCCAAGAGGAGAAACCUGGAAGCACUACAAGCAGAACUGCGGCGUCUGGAGGAACUCAAGCUGCGCAACAUCUGCAGCGUCACGGACGCUCUUCGCUCAGAGAUCCUGGAGCUCUGGGAGAAGUGCUUCUACAGCAGUGAGCAGCGACAGGACUUCACAGCGUUCUACAGCGUGGACUUUGAUGAUGAUCUGCUCGCUGUGCAUGAGGCUGAACUGCACCGCCUGAAGCAGUACUACGAGAAACACCAGGAGCUUUUUAGUGGAGUUCACAGGUGGAGCGAAAGCUGGAGGCUUUUCCAGGAGCUGGAGAAAAAAGCAGCAGAUCCAUCCAGGUUCACCAACAGAGGAGGAAACCUGCUGAAGGAGGAGAAACUGCGAUGUGAGCUGCAGAAGAGUCUGCCGAAGCUGGAAAAGAAGCUGAAGGUCCAGAUCCAGUCCUGGGAGAAUGAGCAGGGCUGCAGCUUCCUGGUUAACGGACAGAAGUUCCUGCAGUUUGUGGAGGAGCAGUGGGAGCAGCACCGCGCCCAGAAGGAGAAGGAGAAACUGGAGCGGCACUCCAAGAAGAGCCAGCAGCUGGAGGAGGACAUGCUGUAUGGCACAACAAUCCGAUCACCGGUCAAACACCGGUUCCUUGGUCAGACUCCCCCAAAUAAAUCUAAAAAAUUGAUUAAUGCCACCUCCAGCACUUCCAGUGCCACCUGUAACAGCACCCUGCGCUCCCUCUAUACUGCCACUGGGUGUCGCUCUCCUGUGCCCAGCCCCACUCUCUCAGCUCGAAAGGCUCUUGGUGGAUUGAAACCCCCACGGUUUGGGGACUGCAACAAGGAGAACAAAGGCCUGCCUAACGGGACCCCCCCCAGCACGCAGCGUAACUUCACAUGUGAGCGGUUCCUCAAAGCUGACCACGGACAUUUGUGUUCUAGAAGGACUUGAAGAGCAGUGAGCCGCUAAAGUCCAGCGAGACCUGUCCAUGGCAUCUAAAUCCAAGAUCCAGCACAGAGUCCUGAGCUCUACAGCCGCCAACCUCUGACUCCCUCAUGAGUCUGCUCUCUGCUGCCACCUGCUGGAAGUAGUCACUCAUAUUCUGAAGGAAACAUUUGGUGACUGGCAACAUUUCGUCCUGGUAUCCUGCAUUUGAUUAGUGCAGGGAAUUUUACGUUAUGAAGGACGCUGACACUAAUUUGCCUUUCGCCGUCUCUUAGAUCACCAAUGUAUUUUUAUUUAUCAUAAACUGUACAUUUUAGACAAGAGUUCAUCUUCUUGUUGUGCUUUCAGAUAAAUAUCUGCUGCUUCUGUCGCACUUUUUUGUAAAUAACUUCAAUCAGAUGAUCCUUCUAGAUCAAAUUAUAUGAUUUCUUCUUUCCAUCACACCUUUACCAUUUUGUUGUUGCAUUAAAUCACAACAAAUCAUAACAAAA
Oryzias melastigma (Indian medaka) is the source of this 2510-nucleotide messenger RNA. It is a transcript of the gene prc1b, whose product is annotated as protein regulator of cytokinesis 1b. Gene Ontology annotation, cellular component: mitotic spindle midzone; spindle; cytoplasm. Gene Ontology annotation, biological process: microtubule cytoskeleton organization; mitotic spindle midzone assembly. Lineage: Eukaryota; Metazoa; Chordata; Actinopteri; Beloniformes; Adrianichthyidae. Bases 295 to 2025 code for a protein of 576 amino acids. The transcript has 15 exons. The record is from RefSeq and is a predicted model, not a curated record. Gene Ontology annotation, molecular function: microtubule binding.